Molecule: messenger RNA, 1211 nt
Organism: Chaetomium fimeti
Lineage: Eukaryota; Fungi; Ascomycota; Sordariomycetes; Sordariales; Chaetomiaceae
Exons: 3
Coding region: 144-821 (225 amino acids)
Source: RefSeq, a predicted model, not a curated record
CAUCUUCAGCGGUAUCCCCAGCUCUAAGUCGGUACCGGGAAGACCGAGAGUUAUGCGAUCGACGAGCACGGUAUGUAUCCCGAAGGGGACCUGCCACGAGUCAGUGAUGCCCCACCUCGGCGAGCAAACCCAACACCGGCUACAUGGAGAUGCUAUCUGGCUAUCAUGAACGCAUCCCUCCAGGUGAAUCUCUUUAUUGCCGGCCCAAAGCGCCCUUAUUCUCGGAUUCAGAGGUCCGGAGGUCAAGGAUGAGAUCUUUUGGUACUCGACGAGUGCGGGACAAGACCAACGCCAAGACAACCCCACGACGUCUGGACCUCUUUCCGCGUCUCAACUUCGCCCAUCAUUGCUCGGAAUGUCCAUCCUUCGGUGGGGCAGCAACAAGUUCAUCUGUUUCCCGACGUCAUUCCGCAAACUGUCGUCAUUGGGAGCACCACUCCAUUUGGGACGUUGCAUGCAUGGGACCCGAGGAACCCACACCAAAAGUUGAAGUCUGGAGGUCUGGAGGCCUGCCUUGUCUGACAGAAAACCUGGCGCUCAAAGGGAGGAAAGGGUUACUCUGCCAGCCCUCAGCUCUUCAACCUUUUGCUCCCAUUCUCUUCGGAGAGCGACAAGAUUAUCACGGUUCCUAUUUAGCGAGCGGUUCCUUGGAAAGAGCAGGCGCCGCGUCCGUUGGUGCCUCGUCGCCCCGACUGACCGGAUAUCGGCACGUCGCCGGGCUCGCACAAAAAAGGCAGAGACAUGUUCGAGAGCGGGGUUUGCGGCCUUCCACAUUUUGUUCUUCCCACGCGCUUUUAAAAAUCCAAGAACGGCUAGACUAGCGAAACGGAGAGCCGUUCUCAGCCGUUACUGUGUAGUUAUUUGUGGACAGUCUUGCCGCCCCGUCGGAUCUUCAAAAGACGUGGACCCUGAAGCAGCCAAGGGGCUGCAGGGUGCUUUACCGCCGGCCCGGCACCUAGGCAAUGCUAAAUCGUCGGAGCCGGACAAUCCUCCCGAAGCGCGUCCCCUCCCGCCUAACUACACCACGACGAGGUCCUCGCUUGAUCGCCAUCCGAACGUCGCUUGAGUGGUCACCGCGCGUCGCUCGUUCACACUGGGAUGAAAGCCGGUGUGCGCCAGCGAACUACCAUUCCGAGGCUCGAACGGGAAGGUUAUCAAAAUUAUCGAAAUCUCGACCCUUUGUACUUACCUUUAACCCGAGUCAGGCUUUC